CUCACGCUCUUCGUGUGCUGCGAAACUAGCGCAGAGGCGGGAUGCUUCCAGACAGAAGGGGAUAAAGCCCGCAGAGCCUGUUAUGUACUGGGACAAUAAUAACCUUCUCUGCCUGGGAGCCCAUCCUGCUGAGACUGCUGAACUAAUUGAUAGAAUGAUGCAAAACACUCUUCUUUGGUGGAGCAACUUAUACGUCAGACUGAUGUUUGUCUUCUGGCCGUGGGCAUCAGCUGGAAAGCAAUGUCAUAUCCAAAAUGAAAUGGCUGACUGCAGUCACCUAAAGCUGACUCAAAUUCCCUCUGAUCUUCCAAACAAUAUAACGAGUUUAGACAUUUCUCAUAAUCAGCUAAGACAGCUAGGUCCUGCAAAUCUGACCAAGUACAGCCAGCUGGUUUACUUGAAUGCAGGCUACAACAGCAUCUCUAAACUGCAACCAGAAUUGUGCCAAAAUGUGCCCCUCUUGCAGACUCUGAAGUUAGAACAUAAUGAAUUGCACAAGUUCCCUGACAGAGUCUUUGCUUCCUGCACUAACCUGAUCGAGCUCAAUCUAGGAUACAACAGACUAAGUAUAAAAAAUGAUCCUUUUAAAACGCUGGAGAACUUGAAUAUUUUGGACCUAUCCCAUAAUUCCUUGAAAUCAGCCAAUUUAGGAUCGGAGCAACAGUUGGAGAAACUCCAUGAGCUCAUGUUGGGUAGCAACCAAAUCACUGAGUUGAAAAAAGAAGACUUCAAUUUUCUUAGAAACACCUCAUUGAAUAGUCUUGAUUUGUCAUCAAAUCCACUAAAAGAGUUUCAUACGGGAUGUUUCCAUACAAUUGGAAAUCUGUUUGGCCUCAUACUGAACAAUGUUGAACUUGGUGAAAAUCGCACAAAUAAACUUUGUACAGAAUUAUCAAACACAGCAAUUCAAAACCUCUCAUUGAGCCACGUGAAACUUUCCUACAUUGGCAAGUCAACUUUCCAGGGACUGCAAGGAACAAAUCUUACAAUUUUAAACCUUUCCCAAAAUUCUCUCUCUGUCAUAGAAAAUGACUCAUUUCAGUGGCUUUCAAGUUUACAGUACUUAAACCUGAAGCUUAAUAAAAUUAAUUUAUCUUCACGUUUAUUUUAUGGAUUAUCCAGCCUCAAAUAUUUGAAUCUCAUAAACUCACUUACUGGGAAAAUUGAAGAUUUUUCUUUUCACUGGCUAUACCACCUGGAGUAUCUUAUAAUGGAUUAUAACAAUUUUCCAGGAAUUACUGCUAAUAUGUUCACAGGUCUGAACAACCUGAAAUAUCUGAGCCUCUGCAACUGCAACAUAAACUUACAAAGAAUAACUAAUAAAACAUUUUUAUCACUUGCUAAUUCUAGCUUACAGGUUCUCAACCUCACAAAAACCAGAAUCUCUACAAUAGAAAGUGGGGCAUUUUCUUCCCUGGGACACCUGAAAAUUCUUCAUCUUGGUCUCAAUGAAAUUAAUCAACAGCUUACAGGCCAUGAGUUUAAAGGUCUCGAUAACUUACAAGACAUUUACCUUUCCUAUAAUAAAAAUUUGACUUUGCAAAGUGAAUCAUUCAUUUUUGUUCCAAGUCUUAGAAAACUGAUGCUGAGGAAGGUAGGCUGCAGUAAUCUGGCACUUUCUCCCUCACCUUUUCAUCCUUUACGAAACCUGACUGUCCUGGACAUCAGCAAUAACAACAUAGCAAACAUAAAAGAAGACUUGUUUGAUGGACUUGACAAACUUGACAUCCUGGAUUUGCAACACAAUAAUUUAGCCCGGCUUUGGAAACAUGCAAAUCCGGGUGGCCCUGUUCUUUUUUUAAAAGGUCUUCCCAAUUUGCAAAUUCUUAAUUUAAAAUCAAAUGGGCUUGAUGAAAUUCCAGUUCAGGUUUUCAAGGGUCUGUUUCAAUUAAAACUCUUGGAUUUAGGAUCAAAUAAUUUGAAUUUGCUUCCUGCAACUCUGUUUGAUGACCAAGCCUCUCUGAAUUCAUUGAACCUUCAGAAAAAUCUGAUAACCUCAGUUGAAGAAAAAGUAUUUGGCCCACCUUUCAGGAGCUUGAGAAAACUAGAGAUGGAUUCCAAUCCCUUUGACUGUACUUGUGAAAGCAUUGCUUGGUUUGCUGAUUGGCUUAAUGAGACCCAAGCAGAUAUACCUGGACUGAGGUCCCAGUACAUUUGCAACACCCCACCUAAAUAUCACGGUAGUCUGGUUUUGUAUUUUGAUAGCUCAGCUUGCAAAGACAGUGCACCAUUUAAACUUCUUUUUGUGAUCUCUACCACUAUUGUGACACUACUCAUUUUUAUCGUCCUUACCAUCCAUUUUGAAGGGUGGAGGAUAGCUUUCUACUGGAAUAUUUUAGUCAAUCGAAUGCUUGGUUUUAAAGAAUUUGAGAGACAACAGGAACGGUAUGAUUACGAUGCCUAUGUUAUUCAUGCAAGGGAGGACAAGAACUGGGUGUCUAAAAAUUUCAUGUCUCUGGAAAAAAAUAACCACUUUGAAAUUAAGUUUUGCUUAGAAGAACGGGACUUUGAAGCAGGUGUAUCUGAAUUUGAAGCCACAAUUAACAGCAUAAAAAUGAGCAGGAAGACUAUUUUUAUUGUGACUGAACACCUCUUACAGGAUCCCUGGUGUAAAAAUUUCAAGGUGUAUCAUGCUCUUCAGCAAGCUGUUGAACAAAGUCGGGACUCCAUCAUACUGAUCUUUCUGGAUGAUAUCCAAGAUUACAAGUUGUAUCAUGCACUUCACCUGAGAAGAGGAAUGUUCAGAUCUCACUGCAUCUUGAACUGGCCAGCCCAGAGAGAACGAGUCAGUGCAUUUCACCAGCAAUUAGUGAUGGCACUUAAAUCUAAAAGUAAAAUGCGCUGAUUUUUGAACUACGGAUUUGAAUGAUGGGGUCAUUUUAAUGUGUAUUUUCUACCACUGGAAAAUUAGCAAGCCUUCAUGAAGGUCUGAAAAAGUUUGUCAUCCUGUAAAUUUAUGUAAGAGUCACUGUAAUUUAAAUUUAUCUGUUUAUAUUCAUAUUUUUGCUGGUAUUUUAAUUCAGCUGCACUGAAGUGAUGUUAAAAGGGAUCAUAGUGGAUAGUCAUUUCAAUCAUUGCAUUAAAAAUGUGCUAGGAGUUCUGAAAAGCAGUGAGAAUCACUGAUGUUGUAGGAAAUGAUGUAGGGUAGAAAAGACAGACUCUCUAAGGGGAUAUCCAAAAGAAAAUGCAUUAAUGAUGAAACAGAAAGUCCUUUGUUGAAGGUAGAGUGGACACUACUUCUUGCUUUUGAAACAUGGGGGAUUCAGUGCUCAAACUGGAAAGUUUUCCUUGAGAAACACAGUAACACAGAAAACUACUUUUGUAAUUCAAAGUAAGAAAUAUCUCAAUUUCAAAAUGAGUUUUAAAACCUUUAUGAUUAUGCCUUCUGGAGGGACUAAUACUGGUUGCUAUCAAAAAGUGACUUUCAAGCUGAUGAGUCAAAUGAUUCAAUAGAUUUGGUAUCAGGAAAAAAAUUGUUUUGCUCUUCUCUGGUGACAUUCAGAGAGUUGGCAUUAAUACUGAGAGACAUUAAUACUGAGAGAUGUCACCUUGAUUCUUAGAAUGCACACAGAACUGUAUGUGGGCCUGUACACAGAACUUGAAAUCGAUGUGAAGCUUGGCCACAGAACAGCUGCUGCACCUGUAUAAAAUUAAUAAAGGCACAGAUAUGUUUAUAAUAUAACCAGAAGAUGACUUUGUGGAGAAAGUUGUGCUACUGCAAUUUCAUUACCAAAAAUUUUGUUACUGGUGAAAAAACAACAACAACAACAAAAAAUAGUUUUAAAUACUAUCAGAAACAUUAUUGUGACUACAGUUAGAGGUAGAGUGGGAAAAAAAUUCAAAACUAGAUUAAUUUCAAUUUUUUUGUUUCCUUUUAUACAGUUUUGCCUUUGAUAGCUAAAAGGAAAAUUGUAAAGAAAUCAGAUAGAAUUGUAUAGUUUAGUUUCUUGCAUAUUACUCUAAUUUGAUCUUUUUCCUGAACAUAUUUUAUGGAAAUGUGGGCUAGAUGGCAACUGCCAGGGUAUUAAUGCUCAAACAUAUGGGCUAGCUGCUUGAUCUGGAGAGAGAGUAAAAUGUGCUUUGCAAGUGUGUUAGUAAUGUUGAACACUGACUAAAAUGCUAUGGUGAGUCUGAGCACAAGUUGUUGUAAAUUAGACACAAGGCAGUUGUUUGUAUAUUUUUGUUAAUAUUUAAUUGCUGCUUCAAGGACUUUUAAAAACUUUGUCAGCUUUUAGUAGGUCUGUGAUCCUUCAAUAGUUCAGGAAUAUUUUUAAACCUAAACAAGACAAAUAAUUAGUGAAAUAAGGUUUUUCUUGCACUGAAAUAGUGAAGGGGGUGCAGAUGCCUUCACAUGCUUGGGAAGUCCUGAGUGAAAACUAAACAGGCUUUGUUUACAGCUGAAGUGAUAGAUGAUGAUUCCCUAAUUACAGUAAUAGGAUUAUCCCCAUUGUGAUGCUUUCAUCUCAUCUUUCUGAACUAUUCAGGUGAAGUGACAAAUUCUUUCUUCAUGCUUAGGCCAUGAAAGUUGAGGAGGCAAGUUGGUAAUUAUGGUGUGCCAGGAAUGCACCAUGUCAAUUGUUCCUUGUCUUAUUUAAAGACUAACAUGUGACAGGGCUCCUAUCCUAAAUCUGCAAUGACACACAGCAGCAGAAUUUCUCUUUCCACGUCAAUAUAAAUUGUUUAGAAAAUGCUAGUAGUUCACAUGGAUAUUAAAAAUGACAUAAAGAUGAAGAGAAUGCAUGGAGAAAUGCUGCAGUGAAAUGUGAUACAAGAGGUCAGACUAGAUGGUCAAAUGGUCUUUUCUGACCCUUAGAGCCUGACAAAUGACAGCAUGUCAGCAUUCCUAAAGAUUUUUCUAGUUACUACAAAAGCCCCCAAAAUUGGUUUCAGAACAGCAAAAAAAAUGUUAUGAAAGCUUAAUUUUGUAAUACAGCUAGCAGUACAAAUAAGAAGUACUUGGUGAUGGGUGAAAAAUCCCUUUAAAUUAUAAACAUAUGAUGAAUAUACUCUAAACAGUUAUUUUAGUACCUAGAUUCAGUUUAAAAUAAUUUACCACAGUAAAAGACAUUAUAAAGGUUCACAAUGAGAAUAAGACUAAGGUAUUAAAAAAGACACAAAAGUAAUAAUCACAGGGCCAGUGGUAAUCAUCAUUUAUACCAGACCUAAAAUUUUCCUAUAAAUUUUCCCUGUUUUUCUGAAAGUUACCUACUUACGCUCUGCUUCUGUAGAUUUGUUUGAUAAUUUUAUUGAGAGUAAAUAAAUGGGUUUACCAUG
Messenger RNA from Cyanistes caeruleus (blue tit), 5274 nucleotides. RefSeq names its product toll like receptor 3 (gene TLR3). Gene Ontology annotation, cellular component: plasma membrane. Gene Ontology annotation, biological process: toll-like receptor signaling pathway; inflammatory response. The record is from RefSeq and is a predicted model, not a curated record. Lineage: Eukaryota; Metazoa; Chordata; Aves; Passeriformes; Paridae. Gene Ontology annotation, molecular function: protein binding; signaling receptor activity.